This is a messenger RNA of Cordyceps fumosorosea ARSEF 2679, 12054 nucleotides long. RefSeq names its product Beta-ketoacyl synthase. Gene Ontology annotation, biological process: secondary metabolite biosynthetic process; fatty acid biosynthetic process. NCBI's taxonomy places the organism in Eukaryota, Fungi, Ascomycota, Sordariomycetes, Hypocreales, Cordycipitaceae. The transcript has 6 exons. Gene Ontology annotation, molecular function: fatty acid synthase activity; 3-oxoacyl-[acyl-carrier-protein] synthase activity; phosphopantetheine binding. The record is from RefSeq and is a predicted model, not a curated record. The coding region runs from base 1 to 12054 and encodes 4017 amino acids.
AUGCCUGAGAAAGAUUGUGCGGAGCCCAUCGCCAUCGUUGGAAGUGCCUGCCGAUUCCCCGGAGGUGCGUCUUCCCAUGCUGCACUGGCUGCACUGCUCAAGGACCCCCCCGACGUUGCCGUUGACAUCCCCCCAGAGCGGUUUGAUUUGACGGCAUACUAUCAUCCUGAUGGCAAUCAUCAUGGCUCAACAAAUGUACGGCAGAGCUAUCUUCUCGACACACAAGAUCUUCGUCGCUUCGACUCCAUGUUCUUCAACAUCAGCCCCAACGAAGCAGACUCGAUGGAUCCCCAGCAGCGCCUCCUGCUGGAGACUGUGUACGAAGCGCUCGAAUCUGGUGGCCAUCGAAUGGAGGAUCUUCGCGGAUCCGAUACGGCCGUCUAUACCGGAACUAUGAGCGCCGACUAUGUCGAUACCAUUAUGCGGGAUGCUACCGCUGUUCCAACAUACGCCGCGACCGGCACUAACCGAGCCAUCAUCUCCAACCGCGUCUCUUACGUCUUCGACUGGCAUGGCCCGAGCAUGACCAUCGACACGGCCUGUUCAUCCAGCUUGAUUGCUAUUCACUUGGCCGUCAGAACCCUGCGUGCUGGUGAGUCGAGGGUGGCGCUGGGCUGCGGCACGCAAAUCAUUCUGAACCCGGAGCAAUUCAUCCUCGAGAGCAAACUGAACAUGCUUUCGCCCAACGGCCGCUCUCGUAUGUGGGAUGCCGACGCCGACGGCUAUGCCCGCGGCGAAGGUGUCGCGGCAGUAGUUCUGAAGCGCUUGAGCGACGCCAUUGCUGAUGGUGACCACAUCCAAUGCAUCAUCCGGGAGACCGGCACCAACCAGGACGGCCACUCUACCGGAAUCACGGUUCCUAGCUCUGAGGCUCAGGCCGCUCUCAUCCGCGACACGUACAAGAGAGCCGGACUCCAUCCCGAAACGAACGCUGAUGAUCGCCCUCAAUUUUUCGAGGCUCAUGGCACCGGCACCAAGGCAGGUGAUCCAAAAGAGGCGGCCGCGAUUCACGAAGUUUUCGGCUCCAAGACACAGGACGACGCAGAGCCGCUAUAUGUCGGAUCCAUCAAAACCGUUAUUGGUCAUCUGGAGGGCAGCGCUGGUAUCGCAGGCGUACUCAAGGCCUCCGCCAUGGUUCAGCACGGUGACAUCUAUCCGAACCUCUUGUUGAACCGAUUGAAUCCUGAUAUCGCUCCGUUCUACAAGGGCGUGGAGAUUCCAAAGCAAUGUCGUUCAUGGCCAAAGCUUCCAGACGGUAUCCCUAGACGCGUCAGCAUCAACAGUUUUGGAUUCGGCGGCAGCAACGCCCACGCAAUUAUCGAGCAGUGGCGAGGGACUUCAUGUGACAAGGAAACGGCUGAUUCGGAUAAAGACCUCCAGGCUUACUCAACCUAUCUCGAAAGGGAUUUAGGAACAAAGAUUGGAAACUUGGCGUGGACCUUACAGGCACGAAAGUCUGAGUUGAGCCACAGAAUAACGUUUUCCGCUUCGUCAAUUUCGCAACUCAAGUCCAAGAUUGACGCGAAGCUGCAGGAGGCUACUAACAACCAGGCCCCGAAUGUCGGCACCAAAAUCAGGGUAGGACAAUCGGCGCCCAAAAUCAUGGCAAUCUUUACCGGACAAGGCGCACAGUGGCCUUCCAUGGGAGCGCAGCUUCUUAAAUCCUCAGAGUUUGUGCGCGGGCGAAUGCAGGAACUGGAAGAGUCUCUCACUACCCUACACCUCGACGAGAGGCCUUCAUGGAGUCUUGUCGAGCAGAUCCUUGCCGAAGGCGAAGCUUCACGGUUGUCCUCGGCAGAGAUAGCGCAGCCUCUGUGCACGGCAAUUCAGAUCAUCUUGGUUGAUCUCCUACUCGUUGCUGGCGUACAAGUCCAAGUCGUUGUCGGUCACUCCUCAGGCGAGAUCGCCGCGGCCUACACUGCCGGCUUCAUAUCUGCACAGGAUGCGAUCCGGAUCGCCUACUAUCGGGGUCGAGUCCUGCAGAGCGCCCGUAAAGGGGCGAUGAUGGCGGCCGCCAUGUCUUGGGAGGAGGCCAAUGAGCUCACGCAACUUCCAGUCCUCCAUGGUCGGGUAGCUAUCGCGGCGCACAACUCUUCGGCCAGCGUGACGCUGUCCGGAGACAUGGAUGGCAUCGCCCAGGCAAAAGAGAUGCUUGACGCAGAGAAGAAAUUUGCCAGGCUGCUGAGAGUCGACAAGGCGUACCAUUCUCACCACAUGGUGCCCUGUGGUGAAGCUUACGUCAACGCGCUUCGUUCCUGUGUCGACUGGCCUGGUGAUCGUUCAGACGACUCUUGCGUAUGGUUCUCUAGCGUCAAGCCUGGUUCGUCUCCUAUGAGCGGUGACGAAACUCUGCAAGCAGAAUACUGGAGAGACAACAUGACCAGCCCAGUCCUGUUUGCCGAGGCCGUGCGGAACGCCAUCGCGUAUGAUAACGAGAUUGGCGUCAUCCUUGAGAUUGGACCUCACCCAGCGCUCAAGGGCCCGGCCAUUCAGAAUAUUACCGAGGUUCGUCCCACGGCGCCGCCAUAUUCCGGAACACUUACGCGAGGGGCAAGCGAUGUCGAGUCCCUGUCCGACACACUUGGCUUCCUGUGGACGCAUCUCGGCUCUCGUGUACUCGAUUUCAAGGCCUAUGGUCAGCUGUUCUCUCCGCCAAACGGCAGUCCUCGUCUCGUAGUCGGCCUUCCAACCUGUCAGUGGGAUCACGGCCGUGAGCACUGGAGCGAGUCCCGUCGCUCUCGACGACUGAACAACCGCAGGCGAGCGACCCACGAGCUAUUGGGCGUCCUCGCCCCGGAGUCGACCGCGCAAGAGAUGCGCUGGGCAAACGUUCUGAAGCAGUCCGAGAUCCCCUGGCUGGAAGGCCACAAGAUCCAGGGCCAAGCGGUGUUUCCUGCUGCCGGAUACGUUGCCAUGGCUCUCGAGGCCUCCAAGGAGCUCGUGCCCUCCAAUGUACCCAUCCAAGGCUUUGAGCUUUCCGAUUUGUCCAUCCAAAAGGCCAUUGCUUUUGAAGAACUGCAAGACUCCGCAGUCGAGACUCUCGUAACGCUCACGAAGAUCAACAAGAACAACUCUGGGGCCGAAGCGUUCUUCUCCUGCUAUGCCCUGAGCAUGGACAAGGCCAACAGCGAAGCCGAAUUGGAGCGAAUCGCAAGCUGCGCCGUGACGGUCUCGCUCAAGACAACCCAGAACGAGAGAUUGAGUGUGGCUUCCGAGAAUGACUAUCGAAUGUCGGAAGUUGACUCUGAGCGGUUCUACACGCACCUGGCCGAGUUGGGAUACAACUACUCUGGCCCUUUCAGGACAGUGAGGGGGAUGCGUCGUAAGUACCAUGCUGCAAUGGGUCUCAUCCCACGCAUUCCGUUCAUCGAUGAGCCAGCAUUGAGCUACGUGGUGCACCCCUCCCUGCUUGACAUGGCCUUCCAGCUCGUCAUGCUUGCCUUUGCGGCUCCAGGCGACGGCGGGCUGUGGGCGCUUCAUCUCCCAACCUCGAUUCAAAGAAUCCGCGUGGAUGCCGAACUGUGCUACAUGGCACCAGAUGAAAACCUGAUUCUCCUUGCAGAAGCGACGACCGACGGAGGCUCCACGUCAAUCUCCUCUCAUGCCGAUCUCAUGAGCCAGGAUAGGCAAAACUGUUGGAUACGGGUUGAGAACGUCAUCAUCAAACCCUUUGCCCCGGCGACAGAGCUGGAUGAUAGAGUCAUGUUUACUUCCACAAAACUUGGAGUCGCAGAGCCUGAUGCACACUCCAUCGUACAGGGCGUCAAGCCGUCUUGUGCUGAGGUUGAAAUCGCCAUCGCUUGCGAGAGGAUCGCGUAUUUUUAUCAUCGCAAGUGGCAGUCAGAGGGCUCUGACGCCGAUUGGGACAGCAGCCCUUCUUCUCAUCCCUUACGAGCUUGGGCCAAUGACACAGUUUCCCGGGCAUCGACGGGAAAUCACCCAAUCCUGAAGAGGGAGUGGUCAAAUGACAGCGAGCAAUAUAUCAAGGCCCUUGCUUCCAAACAUUGGGACUAUGUCGACGUCCGCAUCUUGACUGCGGUAGGGGAGAACCUGAAAGCUGCCAUUCGAGGCGAGAUAACCAUCGUAGAGGAUAUGGCUGCCGGAGACAUGCUCGAUGAAUACAAUCGCAACUGUAUCGGUAUGGCCACCCAUGGCCCUCUGCUAGCCAAGCUUGCAAAACAAAUCAGUUUUCGAUAUCCGCGGACCAAGUUUGUAGAGAUUGGCGCUGGUACUGGAAGCUGUACCAAGCCGGUCGUCUUGGCUGUUCAUGAAACCAUGUCGUCGUAUACCUACACACACAUCUCCAACCUCCAUCUUGACCAGGCUGCAGAGACAUUUUCCAAGUUCAGCGACAAAAUGGCUUUCAAGGUCUUGGAUAUUAGGAAGUCACCAGAGCCGCAAGGGUUCCAGCCACAGUCGUACGAUGUUGCCAUCGCCGUCAACCUGCUGCAUGCAACAGCAUCGCUGGGGGAGUCGCUCAAGCAUGUCCGGCAACUAUUGAGGCCAGGCGGGUACCUCUUACUCUUUGAAACGACCAAAAAUGACUCCAUACGGCAUUCGACUAUCAUGGCUGGCCUCCAUAGCUGGUGGAUUGGCACAGAAGAUGGUCGUUUUCUUCAGCCAGCUGUGCCGACCGAAACUUGGCAUGCCGUCUUGGGCAACUCUGGAUUCAGCGGCGUGGAUACGAAAACACCGGAAAUCGAUAGCGUGACUUGGCCGUUCUCUAUUCUUGUUUCGCAGGCGGUUGACGAGCGCAUCCAGAUGCUUCGACAGCCCCUCUCUACCUCCUCCUGGUCAAUGCUGUCCACCCCUUCGCUUCGCAUACAAAGCCUCGUGGUUGCCGGAGCAGGCACCAAAGCGACACUGAAAAUAUCUGAUGAGUUGGUGGAGCACCUCUCUAGCUUCUGCGACGAUAUCACAGUCCUAAAGGGCCUGCCAACGGACGAGGACGCCCUCGAGUUGAACCCUUUGAGUUGCUUUAUCAACCUAGUUGAUCUUGAGUCACCCAUCUUCAAGGACAUGACGUCAGAAAGGAUGCGAGGCCUCCAGAACAUGUAUGACUGUGCUAAAAAUGUACUCUGGGUUACUGAGGGCGCACUUGAUCGCGAGCCGUACCAUAUGAGCAGCAUCGCGUUCACUCGCACCAUUCGACGAGAGGCAGAGCACAUUGGUGUCACUCAGCUCGACACGACGGAUAAGAGCGAGCCAAAUCUCUCGAUAUACAUUGCGGAGCAUCUUGUCCGGUUCUGGGUGCUUGGCGAAUGGGCAACUUACCAUGAUGACGCCGACAGCCAGCAGCCACUUUGGUCUAACGAGCCUGAAAUGUUCCUUGAAGGGGCCAGGCUCAUGGUGCCGCGCUUGUUACCCGAAUCUAACCAAAACAACCGCAUCAAUGCAUCACGCCGCGUCCUUAGGAAACAACUUCUCGUCAGUUCAAGCAACAAUCUCGCUCUGGAGUACGACUCGACAGCAUUACUUUACGAUCUUGUCGAAUCUCCCAUCAUCAGACAAAAGCAGCGUAUCUGCGCAGACGAUAGAAUUAUUAAUGUCAGACACUCAACUCUGAUGGCCCUACAUGUCGUGACAGAUACUUUUCUCUUCCUAGUCUCCGGCGUCGACAGCCAUUCAGGCGACUCUGUGAUCGGAUUCUCGGCUACCAACUCACUCUAUACAGCUCCGGUCGCCUCUAUCAGGCUACCGUCUCAAGCAAGGAUUGGCGUGCCAACGGAUGUUCUCAUCAAGAACGUUGUGAGCCAGGUGAUAGCCUCCUCCAUCAUAGAUUCGGUCAUCCCAGGAGCGCGGAUAUUGGUCAGCUGCUCCAGUGACGAAGCCGUCUUCAUUCAAGUUCUGUGUGAAAGACUUGCGAACAGCGGUUCAAGCAUUAUACUAAUUGCAAACGACCAAGCCGUCAAGUGUCAAGUCCAGAAUGUGACGCUCAUCGAACUCACUCGUCAGAUGUCCCAACAUGUCAUACGACGAUCCCUUCAAUUGGCUCAGCCUACUCACUUCCUGGACAUGUCCGAUGUUGGUCAGGAAAGGGAGACCGGAAAAGACCGGGACCUUGGCCGUUGUAUCGUCAAGAAUCUGCCCGCCGGGUGCAGACUACUUCGCCCCGAUGCAUUUUUCCAGCGACAGUCCCGGCAGGUGGCGCUUGGAAGCAAGCUGGAACUCACUUCCCGGCUCGAAAAUGGUGUUCUGCGGGCGCACCUAGGAGCGAACAGCUCCAUGACAAAUCGCGCAACGAUAGCGGCUAUCUCACUCCAGGAUGUUCGCAAGAGAAACCUCCCAGUCCAUGCAACGAGCCUGGUCGACUGGGCAGCCGAUACACCGGUUGAAGCAACCAUCCGCCCGGUGGACACCAGCUUGAUGUUUUCGGGCGACAAGACGUACAUACUCGUUGGGCUCAGUGGAGAGCUUGGUCAGUCUCUUUGCGAGUUCAUGGUCGCGCACGGCGCAGGGUGCGUGUGCCUAACCAGUCGCCGACCUAAGGUUGACGAGAGAUGGCUGUCUUCAUUUCAGCAGACUGGCGCAAAGGUGAAGAUUUUGAGCAUGGAUGUGACGGACAGAGUUGCCGUGGAAAAAGUCAUACAAGACAUCCGAGCCAGCUGCCCUCCCAUCGCUGGUGUCGCGCACGGAGCUAUGGUAUUGUCGGAUGUAUUCUUCUCCCAGAUGACAAUGGAUCAGAUGAAGGCAGUGUUGGAGCCCAAGAUCCUCGGAGCAGUUAAUCUCGACGAUGUUUUUGGCCAAGAUGGGCUGGAUUUCUUCGUGCUCUUCUCCUCUGUCGUGGCCAUAGCGGGCAACCAAGGCCAGUCGAACUAUUCUGCUGCAAACGCAUACCUGGGAAGUCUAGCCAGGCAAAGGCGAAGGCGUGGUCUCUCAGCCUCAGUUUUUGACAUUGGUCGAGUCGGAGGGCUGGGGUACUUCGAGAGCCAAAGCCAAGAGUUGCAGCGCCAGAUUAUCCGCACUGGGCUGCCUCCCGUGCCGGAAUCUGAUCUCCAUAAAGCUUUCGCUGAGACCAUACUGGUGGGCUAUAGUCGACCCGAGGACCAGCUAGGCUUGCCAGAGGUCGCGGUGACGGUUGGCAUUCGGUGCUUCACGAAAGGCGAAAACCUCACAGGCCACUGGUUCACCAAUCCCCUGUAUUCUCACCUGAUAAUGGAGCCGACCGCCACCGAGGGCCACAGUUCAUCUGGUACUGGUCAAAUCUCGUCAAAGGGAAUGAUGCGCGCUGGAAAACGGGUGUUGGAGGCAAGGAGCCCAGAAGAAGCCGCCGCAGCACUUCAAGAGAGUUUCGCGUUCAAGCUGCAGGCAGUCUUGCAGAUGUCCGAUCGACACCUGGACCCUCAUUCGCCUCUGGUCGAGCUUGGCAUCGACUCCCUUGUGGCUGUGGAGAUUCGAUCUUGGUUUCUCAAAGAGCUCAAGUUGGACAUUCCGGUUCUCAAGAUUAUCGGUGGUGCCUCUCUUCUCGAUGUUUGCAACUUCGCCUUAGACAAGCUGUCGAAGGCUUUUAUUACCAACGUCAACGACGGGGAAGCGAGCGCAAAAAUCACGACGCCUGUAAGCGAGCCGGCGCCGCCAGCUACCCCGGUCUCGCCAAAGGACGAUACAGACCUUUCUUCGUCGGCGCCGCCGACAGAAAACGGCGAUUCGUUUCCGCGAAGUCCGAGUCCCGGUUUGUCUUCGAGCCGAGAGUGUGCUGAGGAUCAUGAAAUCUCCCGGCUCGGUGCUGCACACGACAUCCCAGAUUGUGCUGACAAAGCAGCGGAGCAGGAGGAGGAAGAGCCCAUCAUCCAGAUACAACCAACUUUGCCAAACAGGAAAAUCAUCAAAAAGGUUCCCAUUUCGUUUGCGCAGUCAGGAUAUUGGUUCCUUCAAAGUCUUGUCGAUCCGCAAUCGUCCAAUGUUUCCCUCUGCUAUCGCGUGGACGGCGAGGUACGCGCCAAUGACUUGAACAAGGCACUGAGGAUUGUCUGCGCCCGACACGAGGCUUUGCGCACCACUUUCGUCCAGAGCGAUGACGCCGCCAUUCCCGCCCAACAAUGCGUCCUGGCCAGGUCGCCGGUGAGGCUGAAGUGCGAAAGCAUCAGCAGCGCGCUUCAAGCUUCACAACGUUUCCAUGAGCUUAAGAAUCAAGCGUUCGACUUGAGCAGCGGCGAGCUGCUCCAGGUACUCCUCCUCACCCUCACGCCGACCUCCCACUUCCUCAUCGUGCACUAUCACCACAUCCUCAUGGAUGGCGUCAGCCUCCAGGUCUUCCUGUCCGAGUUGGAGAGUGCCUAUCAGAACCAAGACUUGGGGCCGGCACCGCAACAAUAUCCAGACUUUUCCGUAGCGCAGCGACAAGCCGUCGAGCAAGGCGCCUUGGUCAAAGAGCUGCGAUACUGGCGAGGAAUUUUCCCAGACGGCACCCAGCCACCUAUCCUGCCCCUGCUGCCGAUCGCACAAAGAAGCACACGCGAGAGCAGAACUGAAUUCGACAAUCAUGAAGUACUUCAGAUACUGUCACCACAGCUCUCGGAGAAGAUUCGGCUCGUGUCACAAUCCCAACACGCGACACCGUUCAACUUUUACCUUGCCGCCUUUCGGGUCUUGUUAUUUCGAUUCACCGAAGCAGAAAGUCUUGUCAUUGGAAUGAGCGACGCCGCCCGCAAUCACAGCGACCUCUCAAACAGCAUCGGCUUCUUUCUCAACCUCCUUGCCUUGAAAUUCGAGUCCCGUCCAAGCCAAGCCUUCAAAGAUGCCAUUGUCGAGGCUCGAACGACGUCGCAUGCGGCUUUGGAGCAAUCCCGCCUUCCCUUUAACGUUGUCUUGUCGGCCCUUGGUCUAGACCGCUCGUCGGCUCACAGCCCAUUGUUCCAAGCCUUCAUCGAUUACCGCCAAAAGAACCCGAGGAAACAAGGAUGGGGCGGCUGUCAGCUUUCAGUGGAACACUGGCAUGUGAGCAAUGCAGCGUAUGACUUGGUUGUUGAUGUGACAGAUGACCCAGACGGUGCAGUUGUAAUGCUGAGAGCGCAGAAGUUUCUCUACGACGCUGCCGCCACGGAGCUACUACUUGAGGCCUAUAUCCAUCUGCUGCAAGCAUUCGCCUCGGACCCCGAUGCUUGCGUGAAUGAGCCUUCUCUAUUCACCGAACAAAGUAAAAACUUGAGCUUGCAGGCCGGGCGCGGACCAAUGAUGACGUCUACGUGGCCAGAGACUUUGGUUCACCGCAUCGAUCAGAUCGCCCUCGACUAUCCCGAAAAGGUUGCCGUCAUGGACGACUUUGGAGCCUUGCUUUCAUACUCGGCAAUGAUGCAACGCGUUGAAGCGCUUUGCGUCGCGCUAACAGCCGCUGAUGUCGGCGCCGGCGACCACGUUCUCGUGUUCCAGCAAGCAAGCGUAGACUGGAUAUGCUGCAUGCUCGCUAUUAUGCGAACCGGUGCAGUAUACGUGCCGACAGAUACUCGCCACCCUGUCUCGCGCCUCUCAGCUCUGGCCAACGACUGUACGCCAAAGGCGAUCAUGACAGACUCCUCUACAGCUAGCGACGUACUCCGCCUCGGAGUUACUCAGGCCCAGCAUGUUAAUAUUUCCGCCGUAUCCGUCAGGCCAAGUGCGCCGUAUCUUGGCGGCAACCGUGCUCGUCCUGAAGCUGCUGCUGCCAUUCUGUAUACUAGUGGCUCAACUGGCAAGCCGAAGGGUAUUCUACUCUCGCACGGCGGCCUCCGAAAUCAGGUUGAGGUCGCCAUGAAGACUUGCGGACUCGGUGCUGAGCGUGUUCUGCAUCAGAGUGCGUUUACGUUUGACCACAGUCUUGAUCAAACAUUCAUCGGACUUUGCGACGGCGGCUCGGUCUACGUGGCGUCAGACCAAGCGAAAACGAACCCGAUAGCGUUGACCGACAUUAUUCAACAGCACGGCAUUACCUACACCAUGGCUACGCCCUCUGAGUAUCUCUCAUGGCUAAAGUAUGGCAGAGAGAGUCUUCGCCGAGCAAGUGAAUGGUCCUAUGCAUUCUCAGGAGGUGAGAUGUUGACCAAUACUAUCAUUCAGGGCCUCCAGCAUCUCAACCAUGACAACCUUCGCUUCUUCAACAGCUAUGGUCCUGCUGAAACGCACAUUUCAGCAUGCAAAGGCGAAAUCAACUACAAGGAAACGCUGACGGAAAACAACCCUGUUCGUAUUAGCUGCGGGUACACCUUGCCCAAUUACUACAUCUUCAUCGUUGAUGAUCAACUGCGGCCGCAGCCGCUUGGGGUACCGGGAGAGCUGUGCAUCGGCGGCGCGAGUGUCGGGAUCGGAUACUUGAACAAUCGCGAGCUUACUGAUAGCCAAUUCCUACCAAACCCCUUUGCGUUGGCACCCGAUAUCGCCCAAGGCUGGACGCGCAUGUACCGAACAGGCGACGUUGCUCACAUGAAUGUGGACGGCGAGAUGGUUGUUAGGGGGCGCAUGGCAGGAGAUACGCAAGUCAAAAUUCGCGGCAUGCGCGUGGACCUGGCUGACAUUGAGAGCAGCAUGAUGGCGGCUGCAGAUGGUGUACUGAAAGCGAUUGUCGUGACCCUUCGGAGGGAGAAUGAUGCCCAGUUUCUCGUGGCACAUGUUGUCUUCCAACCAACACGACCAGUCGAUGAAAGAGACAGCUUCCUGUCGAAUCUCCUGAAACGGCUUCCACUUCCACAGUACAUGGUACCCGUGGCGGCUAUUCCGAUGGAUGAGCUGCCCCUCACCAGCCACGGCAAGCUGGACCGCAAGGCCGUCAUGGCCAUCGCGCUUCCAUCCCACAGUGGUAGGUCGGACUCUCUCCCGGAAUCGGAGCUUACAGAGACAAUGAUACGGCUCCGUGGCCUGUGGAGAGAUCUGAUUGGGGUCAAGAUUGUCAAUCUGGGUUCAGGGAUCGGUCCUUCGACCAGCUUCUUCCAUGUCGGGGGCAACUCGCUCCUAAUCAUUGCCUUGAUGUCCCGGGUCCGCGCUGAGUUUGGUGUUGCGCUUUCGCUGGUCGAGCUGCUCAAUGCCGGCAGUCUGCAGGAGAUGGCCGAUGCCGUCGACACCGCUGCCACAGCCACAGCCAUUGAUUGGAACAAGGAGACGGCCCCUCCAGAUAUCCCCUCAUUCCUGUCGGACAUAGACUCCUCGGACGAAAGCAGUAGCUGUCGUGCUGGAAAGAUAAUUAUCGUGACAGGCGGCACAGGCUUCCUUGGCCGUCACCUUGUCCAAGCGUUAGCCGAGAACUCCAGAGUUGCAAGGGUACAUUGUGUUGCGGUGCGGGAGCGCCCCCAAGACGAAACACAGGAUCUGGUCCCCUAUGACAAGAUUGAGUACCAUCCAGGAGACCUAACCGCACCGUUGCUAGGUCUAGACCAGAACACAUUCCGUACGCUCGCCAGUGAAGCGGACGCCAUCCUUCAUCUCGGCGCUUCCCGCUCCAUGUGGGAUAGCUACCAUGUCCUGCGCGCCACCAAUGUCCUCUCAACACGAGAGCUUAUCAAAAUGGCUUCUCCGCGGCGCACCCCCAUCCACUUUGUCUCGACAAUCGCCGCUUCGGCCACCGGCGACACCAGCCUUGCCGAGCCGUCGCCCACACCAUCUUCCUACAGCGCGGACGGCUAUGUCUCGACCAAGUGGGCAAGCGAACGUCUUUUGCAGCGCGCCUGGGACGAGCUCAGCGUCCCGUCUAUGACGUACCGGUUCCUGCCGGGAAGGAGCCAGGCGGCCGCACCUCCGUCGCUUCUCAACGAAAUCGUCCGGUUCGCGAACGUAGCGCGAGCAGUGCCGGACGCCGCUACUUGGACAGGACUGCUGUACCUGACGCCUGUCGCGACGGUUUCGUAUAUGAUGCAGGAUGCCAUUCUGUCAGAUGUGACUCAUUGGAGUGCCACAGUGAUGCAUCAUGAAUGCGAUGUUACACUCCCUGGGGAUGAGAUUUUGGCACUUGUCGGCCCUGGAAGUGCACAAGACGGGUGGGAAACGGUGCCGAUACUGAAGUGGAUUGGCAUGUUGAAAAAGUCCGAGUUUUCUUAUUUUCUCGCGGCGCACAGUGCUUCUGUUGGAGAGGGCUUGGCGACGAACAGAUGA